Molecule: messenger RNA, 3273 nt
Organism: Plasmodium coatneyi
Lineage: Eukaryota; Apicomplexa; Aconoidasida; Haemosporida; Plasmodiidae
Exons: 1
Coding region: 1-3273 (1090 amino acids)
Biological process (GO): post-translational protein targeting to endoplasmic reticulum membrane
Cellular component (GO): membrane; TRC complex
Molecular function (GO): protein binding; molecular adaptor activity
Source: RefSeq, a predicted model, not a curated record
AUGGAGAGCAUUGUAGGAAACGGCGUUGGAAGUGGGAUGGGGAGUUUGGCUGAGAGGGCAGGCGCGCACUACGCCCUGCCCAGGGACGAGGACAUCGAUGAAUUUCUCAGCAAAGUGAACGACGUGACAGAGAAGGUGCAAAACAUUUUGAGCGGAAAAAUAACUAUGGAGGAAAUGCAGGAGGAAGAGAAGAAGCUGCUCCUGAAGGAGAAAAUCAAACAAAUGAGAGAAGCGGAAAAGAAGGAGGAGGAACACAGGAGGUAUGUCAUGGGUACAGAGGGUAGCGGAACCAAGGACAGCAACUACAAGUGCUUCUGUACGCACUGCUUGGUGGAAUUUAAGUACGUACUGAGCAACUGUCCCAGGUGCUCAAGGGGUGUUGUAACGAAAGAACAGCGAUUGCGGGACUUGCAGGAGAAGGUCAACCAGUACAGGGAGAGGAAAAAAAAAAGAGACGCCAGGAGGGCUUCGUGGAAGAAGUGGAAAAGUGGGAUAAACCAGAACAAGGACGAAAACGAGGCGCAAAGAAACAACUCCGAUGAUGAGAAUGAUCCACCGCAUAAAACAGCCAUCUCGAAUGCACCCACCACCGACUACGACAAAUGGAACCACUAUGAGCCCAGCUCGGACACCUUCGAUGAAGACGAGAAGAUCCCCUACGUCCCGAAGAACAACAAGGACUUUAACAUUUUGGAGAAAAAAUUACAAAGCGAUAUUGAUAAGAAGAACCAACACAGGAAAGUUGCUCACUCGAUGAAGCUAAGAGGGAAUGACUUCUUCAAGAAAAAGAAAUACGUCCAAGCGGUUGAAUGUUACGAGGAGGCACUACAAGUGUGCAAAGACUACCUAGAGGUUUACAACAACGUGGCUUUAUGUUACCUUAAAACGUACAGGUAUGAUAAAGCCAUUGACAGUUGCAAUCAGGUCAUUCAAUACUACGAUGUUUUUAAGGGAGACUUCCGUAUGAAGAAGGACACCUUAUUUAAAAGUCAUCUCAGGAAAGGACUGGCAUUGUAUAAGCUAUUCAAUUUCGAGGAAGCGUUGGCUAGCUUUCAAUCCGCUUUGGAGUUUUCCCCUGGGGAUGUAGAGGCAUCUGCGUAUAUCCAAAAGUGUGAACGGAUGGUGAGGAAGGGAACUCAAUUGGGGGAAACUCCCCUUCCGAAUGGCACUUCCCCUGCAGCCAGGACGAACAAUGGAAAUGUGAAGGAAGAUACGAUGGACCUUUCCCACACACUCAGUGAGCUAGCCAAAAUGGAUCUCACCAAAGAUGGGAAAAUUUUCUGGGAGACGCUCAAAGGGGUGAAAAAAUCCCUCAAGAGAAGUGAAGAGGCCAAGUUGGCAUUCUACUCAAAUGUAUAUUCCAUAGAUCAUAGUAGAGGAGGUACUCGUAAUGGAGUGGCUAACCGGAAGGGAAAGACCACCUUUCUCGCAUUCUGUGCAGAUAAAAUGGAGGAUGUGCUCUUCUGCGUGAAGAGAGAACAAAACAUGGAAGCCUCCUCCCAGGGGGAACAGCAACAACUGGAAGGAGGCAACCCACUUCCCAAUUAUACCUCCCUCAGUGCCAUCGCCCUCAUCGACUUGAUUACCCUCAUCCUGGACGAAGACCACCAGUGUGCAGACUUUUGCCUCAUCGCAGUAAACCCACUCAUCACCCUUUACCAGUUAAAGAGAAUUAACAAGGGGAGAGUUGUACACCUUUUGAAUUCCAUUGGAAGGGACACAGAAGGGAGGAAAUUGUUACAUGAGCGGAUCAUACAACAGGAAGAUCAUACCCUGUUGGGGAAGCUGCUCACCAGAAUUGAUUACCUCAUCGCAGAGGAGAGAAGCGUCUACACGGAAGAGAAGCGCACAAGGCUGAUGUAUCUAUCAGAGUGCGUUAUAAAAAUGGACAGCGUACGCAGUUAUGGAGUGGAUCUUCGUGGGGUUAUUCAGCAGGGGGGGAAGACAGAUGGAGGGGAUCCCACCACUAGGCGUACACCAAAGUGCAAAACAAACAGAGGGAGUGACACACCGAAGGAGGAAGACCCCUGGAAGGAACUCCAAAAACGAACAGCCAAAAUGUACAAACACAAGUUCGAACUAGCUAAUUUGUUUGGAAUCAUUUCACAUCUAACUCUGAAACAGGACGGACGAGAUGUUCUAGAAAAGGAGUUCAUGAAGCAUAUCUUUAACAUAAUAAUCUACGUCAACGAGCUUUUUUACUCUUGCCAGGGCAUGAACUGCAAUUGCUUGUCUGUUCUGGUUAACCUGGUGGGGAGCACCAACAUUAGGGCCAUCAUCAUGAGUGCCAGCUGGCCACACAUGCUUCACUUUGUGGAGAAAUCGCUUCAGAGUACCCCAGGGGAGGACCUCCUUGAAAAUGUUUUGUCGCUCGUUUUCAAUUUAACCUCCACAUGGAAGGAGCAAAUUAGGAAAGGAGAUGGACCAUCGUCCCCCCCUGGAGAGAAGACUCUAAUUAGGGAAGGCUGUCUGCGGCAAAUGAUCUCCCUCAUUGGGUCAGCCAACAUGAGGAUAGCCGAACUAUGCUACUUAAUAGUCAGUCGAUUUUAUACAUAUGCUUACUGUGGCGUGGUGGACAUAGAAGAAGGGAAGUCAGUGGGUCUCCCCCCCAGGAAAGAAGAAAGACCGUGUCGAAGUGAUCUCAAUUUAUGUACCCCCCAUGAGGACACAUCCAGCGAAAAUCGAAACGUCCAACUGGUAAAUUCACUCAAGCGAAAAAUCAAGAAAGAGAAUGACCAGCUGGUUCACCUGGAUGAAUACUCCUUCGACUCGAUGAAGCAGACCAUUCUGUCCGAGUUGGAGUCCCCACGUGGAGGUGCUUUAACAAGUGCCUGCGUCAACCUACUUUGCUGUUUAUCCAAGUACACAGAUUUCUUGUCUAAGCUGCUCUCCGGGGAAGAGAACCACUUGGAGAGACUAACCAACCGACUGGUCUCCCUCUUCGUAGACAACAAAAGUAAAGUCGAGAGGGACAACUCCACUUCCAUCAUGGUAAAGAACGUAGCGACUUUCUUCACACAAAUGAUAAAAAUCCUCACCGUGAGGGAGGACACGAAUUGGGGAAGUGCCUCCGUAGUGAAGUCCAUCGAGAGAGUCAUUCCCCAUGCAGCCGAGUUGGUGAAUAACGGGAUACACAACGAUGCCACGAGUGAGGAAAUCAGCUUCUUUCUCUCUUACUGCUUCGUUAACGCGCAUUUGAAGCCGGCCGUGCUGGCUGCCUUCCACAACGAUGUGGGGAGAGUAGGCGCGGUGCUUCGCUGCGGGGGUGGGUGA